Diaporthe citri is the source of this 1443-nucleotide messenger RNA. RefSeq lists its product as uncharacterized. The record is from RefSeq and is a predicted model, not a curated record. Bases 1 to 1443 code for a protein of 480 amino acids. NCBI's taxonomy places the organism in Eukaryota, Fungi, Ascomycota, Sordariomycetes, Diaporthales, Diaporthaceae. The transcript has 3 exons.
AUGCCUUUGCUUGGAGUCUUCCAUGAUGAUGACCUGCCUGGCAGCUCUUCACAUGCAUACCUAAACGUUGGGCUUGAAAUUGAGGUCCUGCUCCGCCCAAAAGACAGGGACUCGUCCGGACAAAGUCUUCACCUGCUCACCGAACAUUUGCCAAUGAACCAUAAUACCACGAUCCCCAAAGGACAAAGAAAGAUGCACUCGGAUCCACGUGGAAACUGGGAGGGUGAAAGAUUUGCGGAAUGGUCACUGACGGUAGAUGAGAGCAUUAAAGGCGGCGACGAGGUCAAGAAUAUCUACGGCAUAGAGAUCAUAUCACCGAUUAUGAAAUUCGACGAGUCUAACACGUAUCAAACCGAGGUCCGAGGCAGGUCAUCUAUUCAUCAAAGUCUCACUCAAACAUGGGGCCAGGAUCUCAACAUUCCCGAGCAAUGGGGCUUCUUGCACAACCAGGUCACCCCCUUCGCCCUCGACACGCCAGAUGGGGAGACGCUGCAUGCUUGGCACAUCCUGCCGAUGGGGCUCUAUCGUCGGCACCAAGAAGGGAUCCUGGAGGAGCCGUCCGGACUUGCACCCAGCUUCAAGCAGAGGCUGGCAUUUGAGCUCCUGCGAGGCGAUCCUGAGUCGUUGCUGGUUCUGUACCUGCACGGCGCCGGAGGAACCUUGGGCUCAGGUCACAGACCAGCCAGCUACCGGGCUGCAUCUGCUGGUGCACCAGAUAGGAUUCACAUCGUGGCCGUGGACUACCGCGGGUUUGGCCUGAGCACCGGGACCCCUUCUGAACAUGGGCUGCUGACGGAUGCCACGACCUUGGUCGACUGGGCCAUGGCCGAAGCUGGCAUCCCAGCACAUCGAAUCAUCGUCUGGGGCCAGUCUCUGGGCACUGCAGUUGCUACUAGUCUGGUCCACCACAUGGCUCUUCGCCAUGGGCCAGUCCUCUUCUCGGGACUUGUUCUCGUCGCGCCCUUCGCCGACGUGCCCUCGCUCACGGCUACCUACAGUAUCGCGGGCAAAAUCCCUGUUCUUGGUCCCAUUGCACGCUUUCCUCUCGUCUUCGAUUUCCUCAAUACGUUCAUACUGGACAAAUGGCCGACCAAAGAGAGGCUGGCUGGCUUUGUUCGACAAUGUGAGGCCCUGCCGGUCGAUUCAAAGACGUACCACAUCUCCAUCAUUCACGCAAAAGACGACCUCGCCAUACCGUGGCAUCACAGUGAGCAAUUGUUCUGGCACGCCGUGAACGCGUCCUUGCCUGCCGGUAUUAGCUUUGAAGAGCUUGACGAGCAGAAGGAAGCUGCGAGGGUGCACGUGGACGCAGGGGGCUGGUCUGUCACACACGGGUCGAACAAAGGCGACACCAGAGAGCACAUCACCCAGUACGGUGUGCACGACAAGAUCAUGGGGUAUCCAGUCGUAAGCCUGGCCGUACUGAAGGCAUUCGGAAUCUAG